Molecule: messenger RNA, 1607 nt
Organism: Gadus macrocephalus (Pacific cod)
Lineage: Eukaryota; Metazoa; Chordata; Actinopteri; Gadiformes; Gadidae
Gene: ngrn
Product: neugrin, neurite outgrowth associated
Exons: 4
Coding region: 200-1183 (327 amino acids)
Cellular component (GO): nucleus
Source: RefSeq, a predicted model, not a curated record
CAGAUGGCAGUGUUUUUUAUUCAAUACCAAAGCAUUACAUUUGACCCUGAUUGUUUGCGGAACUUUUGGUGUAAAGGAAAGAUAUCCACGACUUCUAAUGAUUAAACAUGUUUUCAAUGUUAAACAUCCAUGAGUAACAUCAUUGUCAACCAAACAUAAUCUGUCAGCGUGUCAAGAGACCUUCAGAGGUGUGUUGGUCAUGCCCGCCGGAGUCGUCUCGCUGGUCUCCCGGCUAUGCGCGCUGUCGCUGAUGCCCACCGUCUCCUCGAAGAGCUGUCGGUUUGCCAGUAGAGAUGUCAAAGCAUGGACGAAACAUAACUUUGCACAGAGAGUCCCUGGUAGAAGACAAGCCCAGGACCAAAAUACGUUAAAUGAGGAUGGCACCAUGGUGGAUGUAGAGGACAAUCUAGAUGCGUUACACAGCGAGGAAAGGAAAAGGAAGAUGGCUGUGAAGUUUUCCAAGAUCAAGAGGCGGAUGACUCCCUCAGGGGCCCCAGAACGCAGUCUGAGCUGGGACACCAUCGAGCAGAUCCGGUACUUGCGGCGGGAGCAGCCGGAGGAGUGGACAGUGGAGCGUCUGGCCGAGGGCUUCGGCGUUCCACCCGAUGACAUCCUCAGGGUCCUGAAGAGCAAGUUUAACCCAACCGCCCCACGAAAGGUCAAGCAAGACGCCUCGGUGCUGGCCAGGCUCGGCCAGCAGCCGGAGCGGCUACCGGCUGGUGGAGCGCCACAGAGUAGCCUGCUGCAGUUGCCUGCUCAGAAUACACCCACCAUGUUUGGGGCCGGGGACGGCGCCAGUGGUUCCGCCGGCACUCUAGUCCCCUCAGCCAAUCGGAUGCUGCUGACACCCAGAGUACAAGAAGGAAGAGGAGGGGGAGAACUCUGUGGAACCCCCCCAGGUAGUGGUCAUGCUUCUCUGGCCACUCGGCCCAAACCACUGUCCCUCACGACAGUGGUGGAGAGCGGUAGACUCACUCCUGCCCCUUCAGUAUCAGAGGAAGACCACCGUGGUGCUCCACCAGUGGAAGGGGGGGAAGACGACGGGGAGGAGGAGAGGUGGGAUGGAGAAGUGUUGACUGAGAGUGACCUUGAGGGGCUGAUGCUCACGACCAAGCCCUCCCCUGCGGUGAAAGUCGGUAAGGACUUCUUUGACAGAGAGGGUGCCUUUUUGUACAGAAUUUAGGUGAAUCAAUUAUUGAAGUUAAUUGCUUUUCCUAUGAAAUUAUGUUGGAAACUGAUCGAUUAUUUCUGGUGCAAUAUCAUAAAUUAAGUUUAUUGGGUUGUAUCUUUAAAAGAAGGAAUCAGUGUACACCAUACCAUGCAUGGUUUAAUUUGAAUGUAUGUAAUAAGUGAUUAUAAUGCAUUGUAUCUUCACAACUGUUGUAAAACUGACUGUGAACCAGCGCUAGGGAUCUCACCAUACAAUUUAGCUGACUUGCAGAUUGUGUCGUAUGACAAACCGCAAACUGCAAUGUGUCCCUUCCUUCUAUUUGGCAGUUUCACAAAUAAACAUUUUGCGUAUUUAUUUAGGUUUUGUGCUUUUUUUCUGUUUUCUACAGGGGUAUUAACUUAAACAUUGACAGCAAAUAAAAUCCAAAAGAUCAGAA